UUUUACUACUUUAGGUUUGCUCUGGGCUUUCAUCAGCUUUGGCAAUUCGAAUAGGUCAACGUUUAGGAGAGAAUGAGCCUGGACAUGCUAAAGAGUAUAUGCAAGUUGCAUAUACGUUGUGUUGGAUUUCUGCAUUAUUAGUUGGUGUUUUACUGUUUAUAUUUUCUGAUUACGUUGGAUACGUAUUCACAACAAAUAGAGUGGUUGUUGAAGAGAUCGCAAAGAUUGUUCCAGUCUUAGUCAUCUUCGAGAUUAGCGAUUUUACGACCAACAUUGGAAGAGGAGUAGUUCAAGGGUGUGGUCGGCAGAAAUUUGGCGCACUGAUAUCAUUUGUUAGCUUCUAUUUCAUUGGUCUUCCUGUGUGUAUUUACUUGGUUUUGUUUCGAAAAUGGCAAGCCGAAGGGAUGUGGAUAGGUUUGUGUAUUGCCCAAUCAUUACAGGCAAUUGGUCUUCUCUUUUACACCUUCAGCAUUGACUGGGAUCAUGAAGUACAUUUGAGUAAAGAGAGAAUUGGAGACCAAUCAGAACACACCGAGGCUGCGAAAGGUAAUGAAGAAGGCAUUAGCAAGGUGGAACGUAUGCCAUUAGUGAAUACGAACGGAUUCAAAUUGAGCCGUAAUGUUAUUUAUUUGAGAAUUAUGAAUACGGCGUUAGCGACCAUUAUAUGUGCAUCAGGUGUCAUCUUCUACUUUCUGUAUUAAAACAAAUGUCAUACACUGGUGUGUGGGUGGGGGGAGGAGUUUGAGUGUUGUGUAUGAGGGUGCAAGUAUGUUGUGUUCUAGCGACAGAAUGCCUAUAUCCACAUUUUACAUUGAACGAAACGGAACGCUAGGUUUUUACAUUCAUAAUUUCGAGUUAAAAAAGUGCUAAAAAAAAAAAGCAGUAGAUAUGACACGUUUAUUUUACUGCCAAUUGGGCAUUCUGAUAUACACAGCUGUACUAUGAAUAGCAUAAACUGUAUUGUAUUGUUUCUAAAUAAUUAUAUUGCACAAUAUUGUAUAUUUUAAUUUAGAAAGAUGAAGUUAUUAAAUUUUAAGAAUGUAAACAAAUAAACCGGUUGGAUUAUACAGGUGUAGAGUGUAAGUAUGUUUGAAUAUACCUAAUUAUUGUCAUACGCGUUAUUGCUUAUAUAUGCUACAAUGAAUUGUGUUCAAGGUGUUUGGCAGCUAACCUGCAUAUGUAU
Anneissia japonica is the source of this 1183-nucleotide messenger RNA. Its product is annotated as protein DETOXIFICATION 2-like. The coding region runs from base 99 to 701 and encodes 200 amino acids. Gene Ontology annotation, molecular function: antiporter activity; xenobiotic transmembrane transporter activity. Gene Ontology annotation, biological process: transmembrane transport. NCBI's taxonomy places the organism in Eukaryota, Metazoa, Echinodermata, Crinoidea, Comatulida, Comatulidae. Gene Ontology annotation, cellular component: membrane. The transcript has 6 exons. The record is from RefSeq and is a predicted model, not a curated record.